UCCUGUUUAACCCCGCUGCAAGCGAGGGGCGGCGUGUAAGCGCUGGCCACUGGGAGCUGAGAUGUUGUAACCCACACUGGGUUUUGAUGAACUGGUUCCUACUUUAGAUCCCACUGAAUGUGGAUGUGGUUGUUGUCUUUCUGCUCUGAGUGAUGGUGAUCAUCAGGUAUACAGCAGACUCCCUGAGAAUUUUUGAAUCCUCUUGGGAAAUAGAAAAACAACUACUUUUAAAAAAAUAUUUCAGAACAGUUGACACCUUCCAGGGAAAAGCUGAUAAUUUUUUUCUGCAAAGUUUGGAAGAAUCUGCAUUCUCUGUGAUUUUAAAUAAGUAUAAAAUGACAACAGCUUAAACUUUAGCCUUUAAAAUGAAUGCUGAAAAGUCAAAUGACAAAGCAAAGAAUGGCUUGAAGUCUACCUUACUUAUACAGGAUGAAAAUGGAAAUAGCUACUCAUGUGACAGAGCUACACCUUCCUCAAAGAACUGUGCCACCAAGAUACAUGGUAACUCAUCUGACCAAAAUAUAGUGACUGAGAAUGAAGUUUACACUGUUCUUGAAAGUCAGAGUGAUGUCACAAGUGUUCUUUUAAAACAGCAGUGUAUUGAAGCACUUCAUCUGCAGAAGACACCUGAUAAAUAUGACUGCACAGGAGCUCUGUUGGAAGAUGGAGAUGCUGCAUGCAGGUCUUCUGUGACUGAACAGACUUCCAUUUAUCCUUUGAACUGUGACUUGAAAGAAACAGCAAACUUCCAGAAAGGCGAUGUUGCUAUGGCAAAAAUGCAAAAUCAGAGUAUCAAACCAUCUGUGCCUUACAGUCAGACUGACUCUAAUAGUGUAUUACCUCUUCCUGUGUCAGAGCAGGACAUGCAGUCCCUUAUGAAGGACAGGGCACACUGUCACCUGAGCACAUUGGAUGUUACUAAUGUUAUAGGUGAAACUCAGGAAACUUAUCAAAAUGACAUGCACCUGAGGGAAACGCUUAUCUCUUCUCAAGUAUGUACGAGAGAGAAGUUUGGUAGAACUAGCUCAGGAAGAACACCUAAUUUCCACUCUACGAUAGUGGCUUCAGAAAGCCCAGAUGAUGCCGAUUCAGAACUUGAAGUGUAUUGUCCUGCCUCUGCAGGUGUUGAACACCGUCUAAAAAACACUAACAAGAUUGAUAAAGAAUCACAGGAAACAGAAGAACAGUCCAUAAAACUAGCUGCUGGGUGUAUAGAACCCUACAGGCGAGAUGCAUUAUUGCCAGGUAUUAAGAUGAAUGAAGAUGGCCAAGUGAAAUCCUUUCAGGAUACCCCUGACCAUGAUGAAACUAGGAAUUUCAAUGCUGAAGCAGGCAUGGGUAGUCCUGCAAAUAAUGUGCACCUUCUGCUGGAAGAUAAAAUGAAUGGAGAACAAGUAUCAAAGAAAACCAGUGAAUCCUUAACCAAAGAACAAAGCAUCUCUGAAAAUGUUGCUCUUCAGGAUAUGCACAUAUCUUCCUUAUCUUGCAGUGUACCAAAAUUAAAGAGGACUGUUAUGCCUGACCUGAAAUGUGAAGCAACUUUUGUUGUCUUCAGUCCCAUGGCUGAUGAAAGUGAUGCUGCUGUAUGUACUUCAACCCCCAAAGAACAAUCAAAAAAUACAACUUUCUGUCUUUCAGCAUUGGCAGAGCUUGGAGACAAGACUCCUAAACAAAGAUCCAAUGAGGCAUUUGUAGGAGGCCACAACAGAAGGCCUUUGCUUAAAGCUAGUUCUGGUCAGACUGCAGGAAAACCAGUGGGCAAGUCUCCUGUUGUGUCGACAAUAACCAAAGCAAAGAAAUCGGAGAUUGUUAGUUUUCCCAAACCUAAUUUCAAAAAUGUGAAGCCAAAGGUUAUGUCUAGGCCUGUGCUACAGUCAAGAGAUAGUGCAUCAUUAAAACAGUCCCCCCAGACCCCACAACUAUCGGCUGUCUCCUCAUCUUCGCUGGUUACUCCCCCAAGGCAAUUGUCCCCCUCUAUGAAAGUGCUGAAAAAGAAAGUAGAUCUAACUAAAGACACUAAAGUGGAAUUGCCUGGGAGUAAGCCCCAUAAGCUAAAUCUUAACAAACACCUCUUUACUAGCCAAGUUGUACAUGCUACAGCACAUCCCAGAAAUGCUUCCCACAAGGCUUCCAAGACACCUGUGUUAAAGCAGGUUCCGGAAGACACUGGCAAAGCAAUCUCUACCCAUUCAGCAUGCUCCUCAGUUUCUGCAGUGCUUCCAAAGUGCAUAGAGAACUCGAAAGAGAUGCUGAAUGAUAAAAUGGAAAGUUCAGACUCUUCAGUGCAUUCCUGUGCUCAAAACACCUACCUGACCAGAGGUGAAAAAGAACAAAGAAGCAACAUGGGAAUUCUGGAAGGAGCCUUGUUAAAAGAUGUGGCAAAUGAAACGCUUGAGCUGCAUUCUACUCCUUUGAUGCCUUCUGUGAAAGAUGGGACAACACCAGAGAAAAACACACUGAAGAAAGGCCCAAUCACACUACAAAGCGUAUCAGCUCCCAAGGUUAAAAUGGUGCCAUCUGUGUUGCCCUUGAAGAGAGGAUAUGAAAGUAAAACUAUGAGUACAAUUAAAGCACCUUCUCACAAAGGAGCUGUUCUGUCAUCAAGCUCUGGUGUAGGAUCUUUACCAAGAGAGAAGCAUGCCUCCGUGAAAAAUUCUCCAGCCUCCUGGGCUAGCUCCAGUAAACUGCUCGCCAAAUCCAAAGUGCCUGUCAAAAGAACAGUGCUUGAGAGAACACCUAGCAUCUCAUCAGUCAGCAGCACUCAGAGUGAGAGAAGUCUUUUCAGCAGUAACUCUGCAAGUACCACAGUCAUCAUCAAGAAUGGAGAAUGGCCUUCAAAACCAGCCUGCCGAAAUGGUACCUCGGGAUCUGUGCCUUUGAAAGCAGUACCAAGACCUAGAUUACACUCGUUGAAGUCAACUCCAAAAGGAGCCAAGGCCAGGCCUACUUCACUGAACCAAUGCACACCAAAAUCAGCUGGACCACUGCAUUCAGCAAGGAGAGUCAGUGAGGCUAGAGGAACUUCUGGAAGAAAUAGACACCAAAGCUUAUCUUGUUUGGGUUCUGUUGACAAAGGCAAGCAGCGGAGUCCCAAGAGCUCAUGCAUACAGACUCAAGCAGUCACAGAUGUGCAUUUGCCUGGCACGAAAACAGCUGAGUUGACACAUUACAAAACAACAUGUGAGACCCAGAAUGGAAUCAUCCUGCAGCUGAAAAAACUCCUCACAAGCAGUAACCUGAAGUUUGAAGCAUUAACAGUUGUGAUCCAGCACCUGCAGUCUAAGAGAGAUGAAGUACUGAAACAGCAUGAAGACUUAUCUCAAGAACUAGUUAACCUUCGAGGAGAACUAGCAACCACUUCUGCAACUUGUGAGAAACUGGAGAGAGACAGAAAUGAACUUGAACUUGCUCAUGAAGGAUUUUUGCAGAAGCUAAACCAGCAACAUCAGAAUGAUUUAGCUGAGCUGGAGGAGAGGCUCAAAGAGUUUUACACUGCAGAAUGUGAGAAACUCCAAAGUAUCUGCAUUGAAGAAGCUGAAAAGUACAAAGCGCAACUCCAGGAGCAGGUGGACAACUUAAAUGUCACACAUGAAAACAUUAAGCUGGAACUUGAAAACAAACACUCAGAAAAAGUAGAGGAGCUGAAAAAGGAGUACGAAUCCUCUUUUUCAGAGCUCAAGAGUGCCCAUGAAUCUGAAAGGACAUUGCUUGAAGAUUCCUUUAAAGAGAAGCAGGAAUUGCUAGAGAAAGAAAUCAACGAAUUAAAAUGUGAAAACAAUUCUCUGAGUGAGAAGCUGGAAUUGGAAAAGCAAAAACAAAUAGCCAAAGAAAAAGCCAAUCUUAAACACCCCCAGAUAAUGUAUCUGGAACAGGAGCUGGAAAGUUUGAAAGCAGUGCUGGAGAUCAAGAAUGAGAAACUUCAUGAGCAGGAUGUAAAGCUAAUGAAGAUGGAAAAACUGCUGGAGAACAAUGCAAUCUUAACAGACAAGAUAAAGAAGGUUCAGCAAGAAAAUGAAGAAUUAAAAGCUCGGAUGGACAAACACAUGGAGCUUUCAAGGCAGCUUUCUACGGAGCAAGCUGUUCUGCAGGAGUCACUAGAGAAGGAAUCUAAAGUGAACAAACGCCUGUCAAUGGAAAAUGAAGAACUUCUGUGGAAGCUGCACAAUGGUGACCUAUGCAGUCCAAGGAAACUGUCUCCCAGCUCUCCAUCUGUGCCUCUUCAGUCCCCACGGAAUUCUGGUAACUUCUCUAGUCCCACAGUAUCACCAAGAUGACAUCUCUUGAGAGAAGGAGGGGAAUGCAUUUCAUUUGUGAUCUGCAGAACUGAUCCUAGCUGACUAUGAUGACUCCACAAAACUGGAAACUACUUGGUGCAAAAAUGGUGAUAAAAGACUGAGAAUAUGGGAGAAAGACACUCGUGUUGCUCCUCCCAAAAAGACUUGUUUAUGACCUCUACAGACAUUGUUGCACAAAGCACUUACAGAGCAAGGAAAGACUUGUUCAUUGCCUUUUCACCUAACUAUAAGAAAAAGCUCAGGGGCUUAGAGACAAAGAUCACAACCUUUAUACUAUGUUCGUUCUCACAGACACUUUUUUAAGGCUGUGUGUGUGCGUGUGCUGUGGAUGGAAUGGAUGUAACACACUGUGCGUGUGUCUAAUGUUGCCUUCUUUGCCGUGUUAAUAAAGGAUAAAAGCUGGAGACUAUAUAUUGACAUGUACUUUCUUAAUAAUGGUGUCAGUAUGCAUGCUUUUAGCAGAGAGUACCUUCACUAGGGAAUGAGGAGAAACUGCCACUAGUAAUAUAGUUUCUGGCUUCAGUUUGGUAAAAAAAUGGCAUGAAAAGCUUUAACUGACUCACUGGUAUCUUGGCUGACCUAAGUAUGCAACUUUGAAUUAAUUUUAAGAACAAACUGAAUUGCAGCCAUACUUUGCAUGGAUUCUUGGUUUAAUAUUCAUGCACAACUCUGCCAUUUAUGAGGAGACUUUUUUUUUGCAGGAUACAGUGGAUUUUGGCCUUCAAGUCAACAGGGUCAUAGUCAGAAGUUACUAGUUGAGCUGCAAGUUUAGAAACGUAGACCUCUCUUACCUGCUGUAAAGGAGUCAGUUAUUUCCCCAGAACAGUGUGUCCAUUGCUGAGGUCAUCUGCUGAGGAUAAAAUAGAUGUGGAUUUGAAAGCCAAAGAGAAAAAUGCAAUAAUUGUCAUAAUAGAUGCAUUCUUAACUCAGUUCUCAAGAAUAUUGAGUAAUUUGUGAAUUCCAAUAUACCUGGUUGACACACUUGGACUUUUUAAGCAUUAGCAUUUGUAUUAACAUUCUUCAGGAUUGGCUAAACCUGAGAAAGAGGGGGAUGGCGAUAGCUGUGUAUUUACCUUGCUGAUUCUGCCACACCUUCUCUCUUAAGACUGCAGGAUAUCUGUGUUUUGCCAUUUCAUUUGGCAAAAGAUUCUGCAGAGUAGGAAAAAAAAAUAUUAUCCUGGCUGCUGGAACUGGAGGCUGAAGGUGUCAGCAUUUCUGGAAAUGUCAGAUGCUGAACAGCUUUAGCUUCAACAGGGUAAUCGGGUAGUCUUGCUAGACCCUGGUCAGACCUGUUUAAGAUGUCUAUAUUGUAGCUACUAAACACAAGUUCAACUUCGCUUUGGUGUUACAAACUGCUAUUGUGCUUACAACAGCUCAGGUUUUACAGUACCAUUUCCAGCACCAUGGUUAUGCUACUGUUUAGCUAAUGCUGUUAGCUGGCUACAGUUUAACUAUUACAGUAAAUUACAUCUGUUGAGUUUCUUGGUGUUUUCCAAGAGCUUGAGGACAGUAAUCAAGAGGAUGGGAAGUGUUUAGGGAACCUGACUGGAGAACCACUGCAAACCACUUUACCCAAGACUUGAAAAAUCUUAGCUAGUAAUGAGGAACACGGACAUAUAAACAAGACUGUUAGCAGUGCUCAUGCAGUAAGUAAAGCUGUAAUAUGCUUACACUUGUGAUUGACUUUCAUAAUUAAACCUACUUAAUUUUCAAUAACGUACAAAUGAAGGGUGCCAUUUCUAUGGAACAUUAUCCUCUCUUUUAAUCCUGUUUAGGGCCCUGUACCUACCACUUGUUUGUGGGGUCAGUACUUAAAAUGUUUUUAGGGGACUCAAAUUUAGCUAUGGAAAUCCUUUGUGGGCUAAAGCUUGGCUUGAAGUAUAUCCUGGAACAUUCUUACUUUCUUUGGUCAAAGAGAUUUGAUCACAUGUAUUUGAAUUGAAUGCUUAAAAAAUAAAUUUUUUGUACUGAUCAAA
Apus apus (common swift) is the source of this 6271-nucleotide messenger RNA. It is a transcript of the gene MTUS1, whose product is annotated as microtubule associated scaffold protein 1. The coding region runs from base 366 to 4274 and encodes 1302 amino acids. The transcript is spliced from 17 exons. NCBI's taxonomy places the organism in Eukaryota, Metazoa, Chordata, Aves, Apodiformes, Apodidae. The record is from RefSeq and is a predicted model, not a curated record. Gene Ontology annotation, cellular component: cytoplasm; nucleus. Gene Ontology annotation, molecular function: microtubule binding.